Messenger RNA from Stegastes partitus (bicolor damselfish), 397 nucleotides. Its product is annotated as histone H4-like. The transcript has a single exon. The annotation marks the transcript as partial. Gene Ontology annotation, molecular function: protein heterodimerization activity; structural constituent of chromatin; DNA binding. The record is from RefSeq and is a predicted model, not a curated record. Lineage: Eukaryota; Metazoa; Chordata; Actinopteri; Pomacentridae.
UCAAGCGUAUCUCGGGUCUGAUCUACGAGGAGACCCGCGGUGUGCUCAAGGUCUUCCUGGAGAACGUCAUCCGUGAUGCCGUCACCUACACCGAGCACGCCAAGAGGAAGACGGUGACCGCCAUGGAUGUGGUGUACGCUCUCAAGAGGCAGGGCCGCACUCUGUACGGCUUCGGAGGCUGAACACCACCAGCAGCAGCAGCACCGGGAUCCGACCAACAAAGGCCCUUUUCAGGGCCACGCACCCCCCAAGAGAGCUCACAUCCACUCAGUGUCCUGGUCUGUCACCCCCACCUUCCUAGGACCUGAUGUCAGACAGAGACUGACUGGAGGAUCACUAGUUCCUGCAAACUCGUUUCUUUUUGUCCAGAAACCAUCCGGAGCUCUCAGCAAGAUUA